GUUCCAGCUCCAGCUGGGCCCAAAGUCUUCAGUCCCAACCUGCCACCAGCUUUCUCAGGCACAGGCUCCAAGCCACCACUCACCAUGGCUCUGAAGGUAGACAGCAGGGCCCCAGGACUCCCCAGCAGUGGCUGUGACCCAGGCAUGGAGGCCCGAGAGCACAUGCAGGCAAUCACCAGAAACUACAUCACCCACCCCCGAAUCACCUACAGGACCGUGUGCAGUGUCAAUGGGCCCCUGGUGGUGCUGGACCAGGUCAAGUUUGCCCAGUAUGCUGAGAUCGUCAACUUCACCCUGCCUGACGGAACCCAGAGGAGCGGCCAAGUGCUUGAGGUGGCUGGAACCAAGGCUAUUGUUCAGGUGUUUGAAGGAACCUCUGGAAUUGAUGCCCAGAAGACCACCUGCGAGUUCACAGGGGACAUUCUACGGACCCCAGUGUCCGAGGACAUGCUGGGUCGGAUUUUCAAUGGCUCCGGCAAACCCAUUGACAAAGGGCCUAUGGUCAUGGCGGAGGAUUUUCUGGACAUCAAUGGCCAACCCAUCAAUCCCCAUGACCGAAUCUACCCUGAGGAGAUGAUUCAGACAGGCAUCUCUCCCAUUGAUGUCAUGAACAGCAUAGCUCGUGGUCAGAAGAUCCCCAUCUUCUCAGCAGCUGGGCUCCCCCACAAUGAGAUUGCAGCCCAGAUCUGCCGCCAGGCUGGGCUGGUGAAGAAAUCCAAAGCUGUGCUGGAUUAUCAUGAUGACAACUUCGCCAUCAUCUUUGCAGCCAUGGGGGUGAACAUGGAGACAGCCCGGUUCUUCAAGUCUGACUUCGAGCAAAAUGGAACCAUGGGGAAUGUCUGCCUCUUCCUGAACUUGGCCAAUGACCCCACGAUCGAACGGAUCAUCACCCCACGCCUGGCACUGACUACUGCCGAGUUCCUGGCCUAUCAGUGUGAGAAGCACGUGCUGGUCAUACUGACGGACAUGAGCUCCUACGCUGAGGCCUUGCGGGAGGUCUCAGCUGCCAGAGAGGAAGUGCCUGGGCGCCGAGGCUUCCCAGGAUACAUGUACACGGACCUGGCCACCAUCUACGAGCGGGCAGGCCGUGUGGAGGGCCGGGGAGGAUCCAUCACACAGAUCCCCAUCCUCACCAUGCCCAAUGAUGAUAUCACUCACCCCAUCCCAGAUCUGACAGGCUUCAUCACUGAGGGACAGAUCUACGUGGACAGACAGCUGCACAACAGACAGAUCUACCCUCCUAUCAACGUGCUCCCUUCCCUGUCGCGACUGAUGAAGUCGGCCAUUGGGGAGGGUAUGACCAGGAAGGACCACGGAGAUGUCUCCAACCAGCUGUAUGCCUGCUACGCCAUCGGAAAGGACGUGCAGGCCAUGAAGGCGGUGGUGGGGGAGGAGGCGCUCACCUCCGAGGACCUGCUCUACCUGGAAUUCCUGCAGAAGUUCGAGAAGAACUUCAUCCACCAGGGUCCCUACGAGAACCGCUCGGUGUUCGAGUCUCUGGACCUGGGCUGGAAGCUGCUGCGAAUCUUCCCCAAGGAGAUGCUGAAGCGCAUCCCGCAGAGCGUGCUCGAUGAGUUCUACGCCCGCGAGGGGGCGCCGCAGGACGCUGCGUCCGACACGGCGCUCUAGGCCCGCUCCCCUGCACCCCUGGCCCGGUCCCGCCGUGCCCGCUGCGCCCCACCCCUCCCGCCCCACCUCCCCCAGCCCCACCCAGGGGCUCACCGCUUGGAAGCCCACCUUCAGCCCCUGCACGCUGUGGAGGUUCGCAAACUCCAUCUCUCUUCCUCCCCUCGCAGCGCUGGGGAAGAACAGGAGGUUGUUAAACCUGUGACCUAUGCCUUAGUCGGACACGAGCGUCUGUAUUUUUAUUUUAAAUGUCAUUUUGUAAGCGUGGCACUGAAAUCCAGCCCAGGGCCUCCUGCGUGCUAAACAGGUUCGAUCCCACGGGGGUGAUCCCUCAGCUGUGUAUUUUAAUGGAAAAUGAGAAUAACUGAGGUGAAUUUACCUUCAGUGAAAAUAAGAUUGGCUUA
Octodon degus (degu) is the source of this 2030-nucleotide messenger RNA. RefSeq names its product ATPase H+ transporting V1 subunit B1 (gene Atp6v1b1). Gene Ontology annotation, molecular function: proton-transporting ATPase activity, rotational mechanism; ATP binding. The transcript is spliced from 14 exons. The record is from RefSeq and is a predicted model, not a curated record. Gene Ontology annotation, cellular component: proton-transporting V-type ATPase, V1 domain. The coding region runs from base 85 to 1629 and encodes 514 amino acids. Gene Ontology annotation, biological process: proton transmembrane transport; ATP metabolic process. Lineage: Eukaryota; Metazoa; Chordata; Mammalia; Rodentia; Octodontidae.